Messenger RNA from Anopheles nili, 435 nucleotides. RefSeq lists its product as uncharacterized. Bases 1 to 435 code for a protein of 144 amino acids. Lineage: Eukaryota; Metazoa; Arthropoda; Insecta; Diptera; Culicidae. The record is from RefSeq and is a predicted model, not a curated record. The transcript has 2 exons.
AUGGCGGGAGACGAAGGCAUCCCACUGAACAGAAUAGGACAAAAUAACGAAGAGCAGCAAACUAGGCGUGAGGAUCCAUUCGAGGGUCCUACAUCGUCGAUAGACGUGAACAGCCUAUCAGGUUUAAUUACGAUCCUAACGGUCAAUUUUCACCAGUUGGAAACGCUUAUCAACGUCGGACCGGAUCUGGGCUAUAAAUUUUAUUUGAAUAUUGUUUUCGUGAGCGUUUCGAUUUGUUUUGCGUGUGCACUAAUCUUCCUCAAACACCUUCCACCGAAAACAGGAGAGCGUAGCAAUUGUUUCGGCUCAUACAGAGAUUGGGUGAUUGGGGUGUUAAUCUUUUUCGUAUUCUUGUCGAAUCUGGCACUGCAGAUUACUACCGAUCUGAAGGGCCAGUGCACAGUUCUUAUGAAUCAGCCACUUCCGCCUAUUUAA